Molecule: messenger RNA, 654 nt
Organism: Mycena indigotica
Lineage: Eukaryota; Fungi; Basidiomycota; Agaricomycetes; Agaricales; Mycenaceae
Exons: 5
Coding region: 1-654 (217 amino acids)
Source: RefSeq, a predicted model, not a curated record
AUGGAGGGUCUUUUUCGUACCGGACCCGCUCACUAUUCCCUGAUACUUUCCGUGCCAGAUGGAAAGUUCGCAGAUGUGUUCCAACGCACCGUCGUCUUUCUGAAUGAUUUGGAGCAAACAUGGCGCGACAAGAUUCAUACUCCUUUCCAAGUCCUUUCCUGCGUCCAGAUGGACCCUCGUCGCGGAAAAGACUUGAUCUUAGUCAACGUGGAUGUUACGACCGUACUUUGUCACGCCGAGUGGAAGACACGUCCUUCUUUAGAGAGUUUGACAGACAGCGUGCCCGUCAACCCCGAAGACUGCGAGAUUUUGGAACCUGGCGCCCUUUUGCGAUGCGAUGUGACGAUUUGCCGCGAAGAUGCGCCAGACUUAGGCGGCUUGGUGUGGAACACGGCAUGGAUAUUGGGAGGUGACCGGAUUGCUCGCAUUGGUCGGGCCAGUGCGGCAAGUUCUGAUGAGUCUGAACAUGGAGACUUUACUCGUUCCGAGCCAGAGGGCACAUUAGCCGAUCCCGUGCAUGAUUCUGGGGGUAGUAACACUGCGGGAUACGGGCGACUCGUAGCACAGGGAGUAAACGGUAAAAGCCAGGCUGACCACGAUAGCGUGUCAGCGUUUGGGGCAGAGUCGGAAGAGGCGAUCCGAUCAAGUGACUGA